Molecule: messenger RNA, 1140 nt
Organism: Scheffersomyces coipomensis
Lineage: Eukaryota; Fungi; Ascomycota; Pichiomycetes; Serinales; Debaryomycetaceae
Exons: 1
Coding region: 437-988 (183 amino acids)
Cellular component (GO): cytoplasm
Molecular function (GO): protein binding; zinc ion binding
Source: RefSeq, a predicted model, not a curated record
GUGAUGAUGAUGAACUCUACUCAGUUGUCAUUCCUUAUCUAAUUGCCUGCGGCUAAAUAAAGCAGAAUAAACCAAAAAAAGAAAUUCUAUUUUGGGAAUUAUGAGCGCACACUAAACAUAACACAUAACAGACAGACAGAUGAUGAUCACAAGAUUUGUGAGUAAUAACUUCCACUACCACUUCCACAAUUAUAAAUCAAAUAACAUCACACUUUUCUUUUAUUAUCAUUACACAACAUUCUAAUUAUAGAUAUAUAUACUCAUCCAGUUGACUAUAUAUAUAUAUAUCUAUCCAUUUGCUCACUCCCUCCCUUACCUUACUGCUACCUGUUCAUUCCUAGCUUUUCCUCCUUUAGCUCCCUCCGCUCCCUCCCUCCCUGAAUCAAUCAAUUUGCCAUCAAGUCAAAUUCUAGCAUAACAUUAAAUCUAAUACAUCAUGAAAGUAACUAUCAGAUUAUCAACCGAAUCCUCCUACUCCAUAACCAUCCCAGAUAACUCCACUGUCGAAGAUUUAAGAAACUCUGCUAAAGUUGGCUGUCCUGUUUCUUCAAAAUUACCGCAUGAUUUUAAACUUAUCUAUAAUGGUCAAAGAUUAACUCCUUAUUAUCAACCAUUAUCAACUUUUAAUAUAACUCCGGAAUUAGAUUCCAUAACUGUUAUUCUCAUGAGUGAUGGUUCAGAUACUCCCAUCAAUUUAACUCCUCAAUCUUCUCAUAUCGAUAUCACCACUGCCUCUACAACUGCUACCACCACCACCACCACUACCGUCAAGAAAACCAAAAAGAAGAGUAAAUGUGCCUUCAAAUCUUGUACUUCUGCAAGUUUAAGAAUGGUGGGUGCUUGUAGUCAUUGUCAAGGUUCAUUCUGUGCUAAACAUCGUUUAUUAGAAGAUCAUUUAUGUCAAGGCUUACAAUUUUGUAAAGAUAAUGCUCAUGAAAGAAAUGCCAUGAAAUUACAAAGUGAAAGUACUAUCGCUAGUAGAGUAUGACCUAAUUAAUGUUGUUUCUUCACAUUCUCACUCAUCAGUUGAGAUAUUACGUCCAUAUAUCACUUAUUCACGUCAUCAUUAUUCAUGUUUGGUUUUAUUUCUGUUGUGUUUUUUUUAUCAUUUACUUUUGUCUGUUAGGUUUGUUUUUCAUU